This is a messenger RNA of Lachancea mirantina, 717 nucleotides long. The record is from the annotation of a GenBank genome assembly. Lineage: Eukaryota; Fungi; Ascomycota; Saccharomycetes; Saccharomycetales; Saccharomycetaceae.
AUGCUAAGCACACUUGAUAGCGGUGUCUCGAAAAACCAAACUUUAGCCAACCCUAAUAAUCGAACCGCGCUUUUCUUUAAUUACCAUGAAUUUAACGUCACACAUUACACGGACCUGGAUGGUGAAGUGAAAGAGCAUACAGACGAAAGUGCGCUUUGCGUGACACAUUUUCCGAAUGUUUACGUUCCCGUUGACUCUGCUGCAUUUUUAGAGACAAGAGUGGUGCGAAUACCUCGACGAUUCGAAACGACGCUUGACUACCCGACUUUCAGCUCACAACUUCCAGGACUAGAGCCAGCAGCCAUAUACGACGACUAUUCCGAUCAGGAGUUCAUACCGCACGGUCGAUAUGAGACCCAACUGUUUGGGACCUCGUCUACGAGCCCCCUGAGUAAUUAUUUGACGCAAGAUCAGUUUCGAGAUAUUGUUGAAACUGUGAACGAAUUUACGCGGAAGGCCUACGAACCUCUUUCGUGGCAAAAUAUUUUGAACAAUACUUUGGACUAUUUGACUUUCAAUCUUUGGAAUAACGUGAUUUCCAAGCUGUUCGUCAGUCCUUUACAAGAGCUAGAAACCUACGUGGAACGUCUAAACAAUUCAGAUUUGCUUAGACAGCACAGCGUGAAACUGAUAUCACCCAGGAGAUCCGCAUACCUCUCCGUAAGUCGAAUCAUGUCGAAUGAGAUGAUAAUAGCCUUCUAUGAUAUACUAACAUGA